Lobosporangium transversale is the source of this 979-nucleotide messenger RNA. Its product is annotated as retrieval of early ER protein Rer1. The coding region runs from base 373 to 954 and encodes 193 amino acids. Gene Ontology annotation, biological process: retrograde vesicle-mediated transport, Golgi to endoplasmic reticulum; protein retention in ER lumen. The record is from RefSeq and is a predicted model, not a curated record. Gene Ontology annotation, cellular component: Golgi membrane. The transcript has 3 exons. Lineage: Eukaryota; Fungi; Mortierellomycota; Mortierellomycetes; Mortierellales; Mortierellaceae.
UUUUUUUUUCUUUUGUAAUAUUUUGGUUUGUUGAUGUAAAGAUGCAACAAAUACAUGACUUUCUUUUUUUAUUUGACAUUGACAAGCUAUUAAUAUAUACUUUCAUAUUUCUUGUUCUUCCCAUGAACAACUUUUCUUUUUUUUAUUAAUCGGCCCUUUCUUUAGAACAACAUCUUUCGGCUCUUCCUUACUACUAUUAACUACGACUACGACUAUUUCAAGUCAGGCAGAUUUCCACUUAAUUUCUCUUCCCCCUCCAAUACAUAUACUCUCUCUCUCUCUCUCUCUCUCUUUCUCUUUCUCUUUCUCUUUACUCUGUAGACUACAGGACAAGGGAUCUAUUAAUCUAAUACUCCUUUCAAGAAAAGAAAAAUGAAUACUGAUCCACCAGAGGAAGCCAAUACUUUUUGGGCCCAAAAGUCGGCCAUCGAGCAGCGUUACCAAAUCAUCCUCGACAAGGUGACCCCUCACACUCCAGAACGUUGGGCUUUUACGGGCGUGGUUCUUUUGAUCUACUUUAUUCGUGUCAUUUAUGCACAAGGCUGGUACAUCGUCACCUAUGCCCUAGGCAUCUAUCUGCUCAACUUAUUUUUGGCCUUCUUGCAACCAAAGUUCGACCCUUCUCUUGAGAUGGACAUGGCUGCUGAUGAAGUAGAGGAAGGUGGCCCCAUGUUACCCACAAGAUCCGACGAAGAAUUCAGACCUUUUGUUCGAAGAUUGCCGGAGUUCAAGUUCUGGCACUCUGCCACAAGAGCAAUCAUUGUUGCAUUUGUCUGCACGCUUUUCCGUGUAUUUGACAUCCCUGUUUUCUGGCCUAUUCUUUUGAUCUACUUUUGUAUUCUAUUCACCUUGACGAUGAAGCGUCAAAUCAGGCAUAUGAUCAAGUACCGCUAUAUCCCCUUCAAUAUCGGCAAGCGCUCCUACGGCAACAGCAAGAACGGCUUUGGAAAAUAAUCAGCAGUGGUAAAAGUGAGGCAAU